AUGAAGGGUUUUAUUGGUACGGACGGUGCAAGAUCAACUGUUAGAAGACUACUUCUAGGGCCUAAACAAUCGUUGAACACACGACUUCCAUAUGCUGCUUCCUUUGUGCAAGCAAAAUAUACUCGAGAACAGGCUCUUCACCUUCGCUCAUUCCAUCCUCUCUUCCUGGCUGCACCUCAUCCCGAUAAUCUGUUUGCAUUCUUUGGGCUGCAAGAUGCUCCAGAUCCGGAGAAGCCAGAAAGUUGGACGUUCUUCUUUUUUAUCUCAUGGAAUUCAAGUAUUGAAACUCAAGAUGCAGAAUCUAAGAUAUUUGACAAUGCGGGAAGGUUGAGACAAGUUCGAGAAAUGGCCAAGGGGUAUGCGGAGCCUUGGAAAAGUGCAUUUGAAUGGUUACCCGAAGAUCAACCAGUUUGGUAUUUUGGACUUGCUGUGUGGGACCCGAGAGAAGAAACUCAUCGAUGGGAUAAUAGAAAUGGAAGAGUGACGUUGGCUGGUGACUCUGCUCAUCCAAUGACUUAUCAACGUGGUCAAGGUCUCAAUCAUUCCAUUACUGACGCCGGAAAUCUUGUCAAAUUACUCAAAACAGAUUCUUGUCAAAGCUCUGCCAUUGCUAAGUAUGAAGAAGAGAUGGUUGCUAGAGCUGGCGAAGAAGUACAUCUCAGUGUUAUCAAUACAACAAUGCUACACGACUGGUCGAAGGUAUUAGAAAGCCCGGUAUUCAAAAAAGCUCUGGCAAAGCAGUCAUGA
Botrytis sinoallii is the source of this 747-nucleotide messenger RNA. RefSeq lists its product as uncharacterized. Gene Ontology annotation, molecular function: FAD binding. The record is from RefSeq and is a predicted model, not a curated record. The coding region runs from base 1 to 747 and encodes 248 amino acids. The transcript is spliced from 3 exons. NCBI's taxonomy places the organism in Eukaryota, Fungi, Ascomycota, Leotiomycetes, Helotiales, Sclerotiniaceae.